This is a messenger RNA of Aspergillus viridinutans, 549 nucleotides long. RefSeq names its product putative IgE binding protein. The record is from RefSeq and is a predicted model, not a curated record. Lineage: Eukaryota; Fungi; Ascomycota; Eurotiomycetes; Eurotiales; Aspergillaceae. The coding region runs from base 1 to 549 and encodes 182 amino acids. The transcript is spliced from 2 exons.
AUGAGGCUAAUGCUACUCUCCUUCCUCGCUGCAUUGGCAGCAGCAGAAAACCAAACCGCCGGUAUCCCCUUCGAGGUCAGAGCCAGAGCCCCAGGGACACCCGUCGACAAUCGCAUGAUGACCGCGUCCAAUCUCACGUUCUUCCUGAAUGGCCAGACAGCCUCCACCUGUCCCCUGGCGUCGGGCUGUCCACCGGGUAACCGUACCGUCCUGAAUGGGGAUGCUAGCUCUUUGGACGUCCUCGUCCCCGGCGGCCAGCAAAUCUUCGUCACCAGCGAUGGUGCCGUCCACUUCACCCCGGCUCACUCGCCUUCUAUUCCCCCCGGCGCGUCUACGGGUCCCUUCUUCCAGGCCGGCGGGGCCUGGCAUUUUACAGGCCUGGGGGCGCGUGACUUCAUGGCUUGUCCCACGACGGACCGGAGGUGGAGGGUGUUUGCGGCGUUGCGGAAUGCGACUGUGCCGGCGGGUAAUGUUACUGCUUGUGUGCGGUUCGUGGCGACGGUUAUCCCAUUCAUGUCGUCGCAGCCUGGUGCUUUCCAGUAUACUUGA